AUGGGCCCGCAAGAUCGAUCCGCAAACGGGGAAACCGCUGGGAGAAUUGAAGCAGCUGGAGUCGCCACCCAGGCGGAGCCCGAACCACUACAGCUGCACGUCUUCACGGAGUUUCAAGCGGAAGGGGAGCCUAAACACAGGUCUCUUCACGCUACUCGCGCUGAUUCCAAUGGAACUUUGCGCGGUCAGUUGUGGCAGGUUACAGGAAAUGCCGAGAAAAUGCGCUUUGAAGAGGCUGAGAGUGUCAACGCUUUCAGUUCCGACUCAUUUUCUUGGCAUCAAACGCUUAACUCCAACCUCGGCGACAGCGACUAUGCCAAAGUGGGCCAGGUGGCUCGGAGCGAGCCACCGCCGCAGGCCAGGAAUCGCAAAGAGGUCAUGGAAAAUUGUCAAGGCUGGACGAUUCGGGUGCUGGAGCGCCUUGCUUCGGAAGGCAUCGUUAACGAGGACACAAUUGCGGCGCUGCGAGGGCAAAUGGAUCCCAUCGACUAA
Messenger RNA from Grosmannia clavigera kw1407, 492 nucleotides. RefSeq lists its product as uncharacterized. Bases 1 to 492 code for a protein of 163 amino acids. Lineage: Eukaryota; Fungi; Ascomycota; Sordariomycetes; Ophiostomatales; Ophiostomataceae. The record is from RefSeq and is a predicted model, not a curated record. The transcript has a single exon.